UUAUACUAAGUGAAGAUGACAUGGAGAAGGGAUUGGACGCGGAUAGAGUUAAAGACGGAACGAAAUCAAAUGAGACGGACGAUAAACAUGGCGGCUGUCACCAGUGCUUGGUUCUCAAGGAUCGUUCGAACUGGCAAGCUGCAGAAUGCUUGUCCCAUCCAUGCCUGUUACGCGAUUCACGCGGUACAGGGUCGCGAUUACUCGUCGCAACCGAGAGUCAUCAAGAAUCCGACGACGGCCAGCCUGAAGAGAGGCACCGGCGGUCGCAGCUCGUUCAACGGGAUCGUUUGCACGGUGUUUGGAUGCAGCGGAUUCAUCGGCGGUAACCUGUCCAUUCGGCUAGGAAGGAUCGGCAGCCAACUGAUUCUCCCGUACCGAUGCGACCCUUAUCAUAUAAAGGAAUUAAAAGUAGGCGGCGAUCUGGGCCAAGUUCUGUAUCAUCCGUUUCAUCUGAAAGACGAGGAGUCGAUAAUCAGAUGCAUGAAGUACUCGAACGUCGUCGUCAAUUGUAUCGGUACGAAAAACGAAACGUCGAACUUUACCUUCAAACAGGUGCACGUCGACGGGGCCAGAAGGCUGGCCAGGCUCGCGAAAGAAUGCAACGUGGAACGUUUUAUACAGGUAUCUUGUUUGAACGUGUCCAAGGACCCUGAGCCGAUAAUGUUGAAGGAGGGCUCGAAAAUGCUGAAGACCAAGUGGGAAGGAGAGCAAGCUGUGAGGGAAGAGUUUCCCGAGGCGACCAUCGUCCGACCGUCGGUGGUGUACGGACAUCAAGACAGAUUUAUAGCGCACUAUAUGAACGACAAACGGUUGAUCUACACCAACAAGAUUCCAUUGUGGGACGCUGGAGAGAAGACCGAGAAACAACCGGUACUUAUCCACGACGUGAUCUCGGGCAUCGUGUCGAUCAUACGAAAUCCGGAUACAGCCGGGAAAACUUAUCAGUUCGUCGGCCCGAAGAGAUACACGUUGAACCACAUCGUUACGUCAUUCUACGAUCUAGCGAUGAAACAUUACGGUGAACGGAGGGUGAAGGUCAUAAACAUGAAAUAUCAUCCGUACGCUUGGUUGAAGACCAGUGUCUGGGAAUACAUUUAUACGGUACAUCCGAAGGCGGAUCUGUUGUGGGAAGUGCUAGAAUUCCACCACACCAGCGACAAGAUAGACCCCACGUUGCCGACUCUGGAAGAUUUGGGCAUCACGCCGACCACUCUCGAGUCGCAGAUAGAAUGGCAGAUCAAACCGUACGAACACUGUCGGGCCGACAUAGCGGAAUUGGAAAGGAUAACGAUGCCUAAAGUCCAGUCCGUUCCGAAAUGAUCGCUACCGUUGCGAUUAGAGUUCGCGUAAGGAAAGAAUGUUGAACGAUUCAGCUUUAAAUAAACUAAUUAGUAGACGUAUGUA
This is a messenger RNA of Ceratina calcarata, 1404 nucleotides long. It is a transcript of the gene ND-39, whose product is annotated as NADH:ubiquinone oxidoreductase subunit 39. The coding region runs from base 16 to 1320 and encodes 434 amino acids. NCBI's taxonomy places the organism in Eukaryota, Metazoa, Arthropoda, Insecta, Hymenoptera, Apidae. The record is from RefSeq and is a predicted model, not a curated record. Gene Ontology annotation, cellular component: mitochondrion. The transcript is spliced from 8 exons. Gene Ontology annotation, molecular function: protein-containing complex binding.